This is a messenger RNA of Notolabrus celidotus (New Zealand spotty), 2041 nucleotides long. Its product is annotated as ras-related protein Rab-9A-like. Gene Ontology annotation, molecular function: GTPase activity; GTP binding. The transcript is spliced from 3 exons. Gene Ontology annotation, cellular component: lysosome; late endosome; phagocytic vesicle. Bases 366 to 971 code for a protein of 201 amino acids. Gene Ontology annotation, biological process: retrograde transport, endosome to Golgi; Rab protein signal transduction. The record is from RefSeq and is a predicted model, not a curated record. Lineage: Eukaryota; Metazoa; Chordata; Actinopteri; Labriformes; Labridae.
UGAUGCGCGGGGGCGGGACACUCACUCCUGGGUCAUGUGAGCGUCAUCAGCCGCUCUGAGGGCCAGAGUGCAUCGGGGAACCCGGAGCGCCAUGUCACCGGCUGAGUGCUGCACCCUGCCGGGAUGAAGGAGUGGAAACUAACCGCAUGAGCUAGGCUGGGACCACCACGCGGACAGAUCGGUGACAAAAUGCUGCGUGUGCUGAUAUAACGGUGAGGAAUCCUGGUCGUUGCAUCACUCGCUGGUCCUGUGAUCGUCGUCCAUGUGAUGUGCUGCACGGAUCGUUUCAUGCACAGUGUGAAUCUCCUGCUUCUAUACUUGCUGUCUCCAAACAUCCUUGUAGUCGAACUGUCCACACAGCAGCCAUGACCACCAAAUCCGCCCUCCUGAAAGUGAUCCUCCUUGGAGACGGCGGCGUGGGUAAGUCAUCUCUCAUGAACCGCUACGUCACCAACAAGUUCGACUCGCACCUCUUCCACACCAUCGGCGUGGAGUUCCUCAACAAGGAGCUGGAGGUGGACGGUCAUCACGUCACCCUGCAGAUCUGGGACACAGCGGGUCAGGAGCGUUUCCGCAGCCUGCGCACGCCCUUCUACCGCGGCUCCGACUGCUGCCUGCUCACCUUCAGCGUGGACGACGGGCAGAGCUUCCAUAACCUGGCCAACUGGAAGAAGGAGUUUACGUACUACGCUGACGUGAAGGACCCGGACAACUUCCCCUUUGUGGUGCUCGGGAACAAACUGGACGUACCCGAGCGGCAGGUGUCAGGAGAGGAUGCGCGGAAGUGGUGCCGCGAGAACGGAGGACACCCGUACUUUGAGACGAGCGCCAAGGACGCUACAAACGUGGCAUCUGCCUUCGAGGAGGCGGUGCGUCGCAUCCUGGCGCUGGACGACAGAGCUGAUCACCUGAUCCACACCGACACUGUGGACCUGCAGAGGAAGACCCCGCCUGACCCCACCUGCUGCUGAGCUCACAGAUGAGUGUGACUCCCGGCGGGUGCUCAUGUGAUGUUAACAGACUGUGUGUGUCUGAGGUGCCGCAGAAAGAGGAAGUGGUGGUUUAUCAGAUGAUGGUGUGUGAUCCCCUUAGAGGAACUUUCCACUAGGAUCAGACUGUAGAUGAAGGAAACACGUUCUUAUAGUUUGGACCCAAACUAAGAGUGCUUGUGUUGAAAUGUCGCCUCACAGGGACCAAAACUUUCCACUCCUCAGUUCUGAUCCAAACUGCAUUUCUGAGGUGUAUUUUUAAUUUAUACAAAGAAUGAAUGCACAUUUAGGAUCACAAAGAUCUGCCUGAUUUACUGAUCCCACUGUGGUCACCGACAAACCUUAAGUGUAUUAGAAACAGAGCGACAGCACUCUAAACACGGUGUAUUAAACCUGCCAAAGAUUUGACGUCACACAUGCAGCCGUGGCUUUUAGUGUCAGCCCACACAAAGAGAAGUCCUGUGAUUAUUUUCUGCCUCUGUAAGCAGAUUCAGCUCUCAGUAUGAAGCACGAGAGUGAAGCUUCUUCAUCAAACAACACAGUAAAGACAGUAUGAACUAAACAGCUAGACUGACUCCAGGUGUUCUAAUACACAUACUACCUUAGAGAAACCACUACAUCUGAGCUAGUUCAGAGAAACACUUGCAGCUAUAAUUGGUUUAGACAAAUUGUAGAGAAGACUGGAAGUAAAUGAAAAAGAUGCAUUAGUUUGGUGCAGUCUUAAUCACAUGAUUUGAAGGAUUUAAACAUUUUAAAGUAGAUUUUUAGAACAAAAGAAGCUAUUUUCUGCUCUUUUGAAGUUAUUUCUAAAUUUGUUAAACAAAUGAAUUGAAGAUUGGUUAAAACAGAGAUGCCAUGAUUAUAUUUUGUAAUGUGGACAGCUGUUGAAGUUGUUGGUUAUUAGCUGCAGGUAUUUAAGUAUUUAUUAAUCAAACCCCGAACACUGCUGAGACUCUAACGUUAAAAUAACUCUGAGGCUUUUAUGAUCUUUGUAAGCCUUGCCUUGACUCCUAUCAUUCUCACACUGGAAAUAAAACAUCUCCCAACAAUGA